GUAAAAGCUUACUGCUCUGAAGCAUAAAUUGCCACUAAGGAAGUAAGUUACCGGUUACAUUGACGCAGAGAGUGAGAGAUCAAAGUCUCUAGCAACUACUUGACAACAUGCCCUCUGUAAACGGCACAAGAAGUGGCAAAAACGAAGAAGAUUUUGUGGGAAAGAAACUCAGAAUGCUUCCCACUGAGAUACUCCAGAGAGGUCAAGAUGUGGAGAAGGUGGAUCUACAGCGAAACAGACUCAAACAUGUGGCGGGUAUAUCUCAACUUUCAAACCUGACAGAACUCAACCUGUCCAGAAAUGAGAUUUCUGACUUUCCUUCAGAGAUUAAGGAUUUACACCAAUUGGUGAGACUUUACUUGAAUCAGAACAAUUUGAAAACCAUUCCAGAAGAUGUUUUUCCAUCUUUGGAGAAACUUCAGUUCCUUAAAUUGAGCACGAAUCGGAUUGCAAAACUACCUGAAGACAUCAACAAGUGUCAUAAUCUCUCUUACCUCAACCUGUCUAACAACUGUCUGACAGAUCUGGAACCUCUCGUGGGACUUCCUAACAUAAAAGAACUGUACGCUGAGAGGAACCAGCUAGCCGAGCUACCUUAUUCACUCUUUCAAACCAAAAGCUUGACUCAGUUUAAAGUCAAUGGCAACCCUCUCAAAAAACCUCCGGAGGAGGUCUGUGCCGGUGGAUUGAAGGAUAUCCAGAAUUACUUUUCUAUGCUUGAUUCCAACUCCCCAAGCGUUCGCAGUGUUAAGACCAUGUUUCUGGGGACCUCUAUGGCAGGAAAAUCCACUCUGUGCCGCAGUUUGAAGCAGGCCUGCCCUGUCAGUGUGGCUGAGGAUGAUCGUACUGUAGGGAUUGAAAUCAGUGAAGUUGAAAGUGAUGGUGUUCGUUUCUAUUUUUGGGACUUUGCGGGACAGGAAGAAUACUACAACACUCAUCAUGUUUUCAUAACAGCAGAAGCAUUUGUCAUACUCGCUAUCGAUCUUUCCAGUUACCAGACUGAGAAUCCCCAAUCGUUCGAUGAAAAAGUGGGCUUUUGGAUCAAAAAUAUUCAUCUUAAGAUACCAGGCUCAGUUGUCCUGCUUGUGGGCACACAUGUGGAUCAGUGCACGGAUGAGAAUGAAGUCAAAGAAAAGAAAAAAGAAAUUGAGGAAAAUGUGGAAAAAAUGCUUCAAACUCAUAAGUCUCAUUUAGAUCAGAAGAAAAUGAACCUGCAGAAUCAGGACAACCCAUCACUGUACUCAGACCAGAUAAAUCAGAUCGAAAGACUCACUGAGUACAAUUUAAAGGUUCUUGACCUUGUAGCGAUCGACUGCACAAAACCUCAAGACAUUCGUUUGCUGCAUGAUCACAUCAAAAACACUGUCUUGAACAAAGAAACAUUCCCAAACAUAGAACAAACAUUGCCAAAAUGCUACCAUGAAGUGGAGGCUGAUAUCCAAGAACUUCUGAGAAAUGGUGACAUUUCUGAGCAUGGUAUUGUGACUCAAGAUAUCCUCCUGUAUGAGCUAAAGAACAGACAUGAUACACUGAACCAUGACAAACUGAAGUUAAUUCUUCAGUAUCUUCACCGAAUUGGGGUCAUUAUGUGGUACAAGGAAAUCCCAGCAUUGAAAAAUUCUUUGUUUGUGAAACCAUCCUUCCUCAUCACGCUGUUCAAGACAAUUGUGAGACAUGACCUAGACAAAGAGCUGGCUGCUAUUUCUCCUCUAAUGCUCAAGCAAGAAAAUGCACUUCAGAAAUACAAGGAAAGGUGGAUCAGGGACUAUAAAGACAGAGCAACACUAAGCAACAUGGCUAUUAGGAUCCUAAUGCGCACUGAGCUCCUAAAUUUAGGCAUUACUGAUCAAGAACUACUUCAGGAGGUGGUUGGUUCUAAAAAGACAGAAGGACAUGUUCUUUCACUACUUAAGCACUUUGAUGUUUGUUUAACAUCGAAACCUAGCUGUCCUCUCAAUCCAAAUGCCAAUGAAUUUGUUCCAAAGAAAGCAUGGAAGCCCUCAAGUUCAAUUGUAGAUGAGCCAGAUGCCUGUCUGUUUCCAAGUAACCUGCCGGACAAUACGCAGGUAGAGAAGAUGUGGGGACUAGACAGUGCAGAGGACAUCAACAUCCAUGUUUACUUCCUGCCUGAAAUACCACAUGGUUUCUUUCACAGAUUGGUCAUAAGGAUAUGCUCCUGGUACACAUCAUAUUGGAUGGGAAAAGACCAGUGCUUGAUCUGCUGUGGCAGUAAACGUAUUCUCCUCAGAGAACACAUCGAUGAAGACCCCUUCAUUGAGAUACGCUGCAAAGAUAGCGACAUUAAAACCUCAGCAGAAAUCCAGAAAGCAUGGGAAGCGAUAAGACUGAUCAUGCGCCGUUUGGACGACCUCACAAUGCAGUGGCAAGGGCUGUGUCAGAUUGUCCACAGUCCCUGUAGGGAUCCUGGCUGUUCAGACUACUUUGAAUGGAAUGACUGGAAAGAGUGGCUUGAUGAAUCAGGAACAAACGAAUUUAGCGUAGGUCUAGAAGAGAAGCAUGUUUGCCGUAAUGGACACCAACGAAGAACGGAGUUGCUGUUCCCUAGAACCACUGAUGUUGCUGACACCUAGACCUGAAGGGAGAACAUAUAGACAGGCCGUACAGUAAAUACCCAAGUUAACAUGUUGCAAUGUAGAAUUUACUUUGUAACAGAUUUGAUUUACAGAUUUAUGACUUACAUUACAAAAUUUCUAAUGCUUACUACAGCCUAAAUUAUAAUUCCUGCAACACCGUUAUAUAAGUAUCCAUUAGUUAACAUGUUUUUUAUUUAUUUUAUAUAGUCAAUAUUGGAAGAAUCUAAAUGGGUUUCGAAGUUACAAUUGUAUUAUAAGAUAAAGGUUUAAUCUUAAUAUGAAAUUGCUCAGUAUGCACGAUGUUUGUAGGUACAUAUUUGUGCCGCUAGGUGGAGGUAUUGGCUCAUUACGUUUUACAUUUAAUUUCAUUGUCCAGAAGCUGCAUCAUCAUGCAGCUACCACUGUCAUUCCUUCUUCAUGUAACAAAAAAAUGCCCCAGUAAAGUUAUCCAUAU
This is a messenger RNA of Triplophysa dalaica, 3048 nucleotides long. RefSeq names its product malignant fibrous histiocytoma-amplified sequence 1. Gene Ontology annotation, molecular function: protein binding. The transcript is spliced from 10 exons. The record is from RefSeq and is a predicted model, not a curated record. NCBI's taxonomy places the organism in Eukaryota, Metazoa, Chordata, Actinopteri, Cypriniformes, Nemacheilidae. Bases 108 to 2591 code for a protein of 827 amino acids.